This is a messenger RNA of Lepisosteus oculatus (spotted gar), 1427 nucleotides long. RefSeq lists its product as uncharacterized. Gene Ontology annotation, biological process: response to bacterium. The record is from RefSeq and is a predicted model, not a curated record. NCBI's taxonomy places the organism in Eukaryota, Metazoa, Chordata, Actinopteri, Semionotiformes, Lepisosteidae.
CAGAGAAGCUGCCUUGAGCUCCUAUGAGACAAUAAAAUCAAUAGUAUGAUCAGUCUGUAUAUUACCCUUAUGUUCUUCUGUGAAGUAGAUAUUUCUCAAGCAAAUAUGGUCUUUCAGCCCCAUCGUACAGCAUUAGUGCAGCUUGGAGACAAAGUCACUAUGGAGUGCUAUUUCAACACUGGCAUAGUAGCUCAGAUGUUUUGGUUCAAGAAACCCAUUGGAGAGUCACCUAUAUGCAUGGCUACAUCUACAUCUAAUCUCAAGGGGAUAAUCUCUUACGGAGAGUUUAAAAAUAAUGAAAGAGUAAAGGUGACAAAGGAUAAAGGAAGAUUUACUCUCAUUUUCAUCAGCACUGAAUCAGCAGAUAUGGCUACAUACUUCUGUGCAGCUUACCACCAUAAUUACAUGAGCUUUGGGAAUGGGACCCUACUGAUUCCCAAGGGGUUAGAGACAAUGAACAGGAGUGUUGUGCAGCAGCCUAUGUCUGUCCAGGCCAAGCUAGGAGAUGAUGUAACUCUGCAGUGUACAAUACAAACAGAGACCUGUGCAGGAGAGCACAGUGUUUAUUGGUUCAGACAUGGAUCAGGAGAAUCCCUUCCAGGAAUUAUUUACACUCAUGUAGACAGGAGUGAUCAAUGUGAGAGGAACUUUGAGGCUGGGAGUCCUAUACAGAGCUGUGUCUAUAACCUCCCCAAGGGGGAUCUUAACCACUCUGAUGCAGGGACUUACUACUGUGCUGUGGCCAUAUGUGGGGAGAUCUUGUUUGGGAAUGGGACACUGCUGGAGAUUACAGAUAAAAGUAAUCUUGAUACUGCUAUCCUGGCCCUGGGAGUAACAAACACUGUGUGCGUGAUUGUGAUUGCUGUCCUUGUGUGGACCAGAAAUAUACACUGUGUAGCUUGCUCCUCAGAAAAUUCACAAAUCUGCCACAGUAAUGAAACCAAUAACUCUACAAACAAUCAGAAUCUAGAUAUGGAUAUGAUGAAUUAUGCAGCCCUGAAGUUUUCUCACAACAAAACCAGGAGGAAGAGUAGUGAGAUGGACACACAGGUUGUGUAUGCUGAUGUGAGACAUCAACAAAUGAACUGAAUCAACACACUUGAUCAAAAAAUCAAGACCCUUGCCUACAAAAACUAUAAUUUAAUGGAAUAUCAGAUGGCUGUUGGAAAUAAAAAACAGUGUUCUUUCAAAUAAGAAUAAGAGUAAUUAUUUAACUUGUACAUCAAGUUGUGAGAGUCCUGAUUAUUAUGUUUUUCAAAGUCAAAUGACAGUUAAAAAUAAUUUAAUGUCACUUAUUAUGUGCUUUGCUAUGUUUUACUUUUAAAUAUACAAUACUGUAUGCAAAGCAAAAUGUCAUUUUCCUUUAAACUGUAGUCGCAUUAGUAAUUUAGAUGGACAUACAAAAAAUAAUGAAAUAAAACAAUAAA